Messenger RNA from Rotaria sp. Silwood2, 2715 nucleotides. The record is from the annotation of a GenBank genome assembly. Lineage: Eukaryota; Metazoa; Rotifera; Eurotatoria; Philodinida; Philodinidae.
AUGGCCACUUCUAUUCCACCAAUCGAUGAUUCUCAUACAAAGAUCGAUGAUUCUCAUACAAAGAUCGAUGAUUCUCAUACAAAGAUCGAUGAUAUGCGUCUUGAAAUUUUCUGUCUUAUCUGGCUCGAUGCUAAUGCAAACGUUGAAGAGAAUCGAAAUACAGAACAAAGAUUACGAUCUAUCAUUAAUCGUCUCAUGAAUUUUCAAGAUAUAAAGCAAUGCCAAAAAUAUAUUGAAGAACGAUCACAAAAAGAUCGAUUAGUAAUGAUUGUUAGUGGUCGAUUAGGGCGAGAAAUAGUUCCUUCAAUUUAUAAACUUCGACAAGUUAUAUCAAUCUACGUAUAUUGCAUGGAUAAGACAAGUAACGAACAAUGGGCUCGCAAAUUUGCAAAAGUUAAAGCUGUUGUUGUUGAACUUGAUGAACUCGUUUCUCGAAUUAGAGCUGAUCAUAAAAUUCAGAAAAUGAUAGAAGAACCAUUCUCAAUUAAUAUUUUUACUGCGGGUACAUCAACAAUGGGUGUAAACGGUCAAUUUGUUUUUUCUCAAGUUCUGAUUGAUUGCCUUCAACGGCUAAAAUCCACUCAGAAGGAUAAAAGAGAACUAAUUGAUUACUGUACACAGCAAUAUAAAGACAAUGAUAUUGAGUUGAGCCAUCUUGAUGAAUUUGACAAGCAUUAUUCACCUAAAAACAUUUUAUGGUGGUACACAAGAGAAUCAUUCUUUUAUAAGACUCUUAAUGCAGCUCUGCGUACACAAAAUAUUCAUUUAAUUUUUUUAUUUCGUGCAUUUAUUUUCGAUAUGCAUUGUCAAUUGAAAAAGUAUCAAGUUAAACAUCCUCUACAAGUUUAUCGAAGCCAAAUGAUAUCAAGUGAUGAAUUGAAAACUUUGAAGCAAUGUUGUGAUCAGUUUAUUUCAGUGAAUUCAUUUUUUUCCACUAGCACUGACAAACAGCAAGCUCUUUCAUUCCUUAACACUUCUGAUGCUAUGGACAACUUAGAACCAGUACUAUUUGAAAUCACUGCCAAUCCUAAGAUGAUCACUACAAAACCAUUCGCUGAUAUCAGUCCACAUAGUGAAUUUCCUGGUGAAUCAGAAAUACUUUUUAUGCUUGGUUCUAUCUUUCGUUUGAAAAGUGUCAAUCGCAGUAGUGAUGACCAAGUAUGGAUUAUUCAAAUGACUUUAUGUAGUGAUGAUGAACAUGAGUUAAAAAACGUUCUCAUGGAUAUGAAACAACAACUUGGAAGUGGAGAAACAGAUCUUCGAACAUUAGGAAGACUACUAUCGGAGAUGAGUAAAUUUGAUUUGGCUGAAAAAUAUUUUAUUCGCUUGGUACAACAACUUUCAUUCAAUGAUCCUUUACUUGGUGAUUUGUAUCAAGAGCUUGGCAAACUGGCAUCACAAUUUCAAGACGUAACACAGUGUCAAAAAUAUAUUGAAGAACGAUCACAUAAAGAUCGACUAAUAAUGAUUGUUAGUGGUCAAUUAGGACAAGAAAUAGUUCCUUCGAUUCAUAAACUUCAACAAGUUGUAUCAAUAUAUGUAUACUGCAGGGAUAAGAAAAAGCACGAACAAUGGGCUCGCACAUUUGCAAAAGUAAAACCUGUUGUUGUUGAACUUGACGAGCUCAUUUUUCGAAUUGGAGAGGAUCAUAGAAUUCAGAAAAUAGUAGAAGAACCUUUGUCCAUUAAUAUUUUUACUACAAGUACUAGUGCAGGUACAUCAACCGUGGGUAUUAAUGGUCAAUUUGUUUAUUCUCAACUUCUGAUUGAUUGUCUUCUCCGAUUAAAAUACAUUGAAGCAGAUAAACAAGAACUUAUUUGCCUUUGUAAACAGAAAUAUGAAAAUGACAUUGCUGAAUUACACAAUCUUCAUGAAUUUGAAAAGAAAUAUUCAGCAAACAGAACUCUAUGGUGGUAUACAAGAGAAUCAUUCUUUUACAAGACUCUUAAUGAAGCUCUACGUAUGCAAGAUAUUCAUUUAAUUUUUUUAUUUCGUGAGUUUAUUUUCAAUAUUUAUAAUCAAUUGAAAGAAAACCAAGCUAAAAAAACUCUACGCGUUUAUCGAAGCCAGAGGGUGUCAAGUAAUGAAUUGGAACCUUUGAAACAAUGUCAUGGCCAGUUAAUUUCAGUAAAUUCAUUCUUUUCCACUAGUACUAACAAACAAAAAGCUCUUUCAUUUCUUAAUCUUUCUGAUGCCACAAGCAACUUCGAAUCUGUACUAUUUGAAAUUGAUGCUGAUCCUCUCGUAACUAUUACAAAACCAUUCGCUGAUAUCAGUCCACAUAGUGCAUAUCGUGGCGAAGAGGAAAUUCUUUUUAUGCUUGGUUCUAUUUUUCGUUUGAAAAGUAUCGAACGCAGUAGUGAUAGUCAUGUAUGGAUUAUCGGAAUGACUUUAUGUAGUGAUAAUGAACAUGAAUUAAAGCACGUUCUUAUGGAUAUAAAACAAAAACUUGGAAGUGGAGAAACAGAUCUUCGAACAUUAGGAAGACUACUAUCGGAGAUGAGUAAAUUUGAUUUGGCUGAGAAAUAUUUUAUUCGCUUGACAGAACAACUCUCACUCAAUGACUCUUUACUUGAUGAUUUAUAUGAAGAUCUUGGCAAAAUCGCAGCACAAGCCGGUAAUUUCGACAAGGGUAUGGAAUGGCGUAAGAAAGCUAUUGUAAUGAAAAAGCAAAGACUAUUAGCUGGUAAGCAACCAUUUUAUUCAGUUUACUAA